This is a messenger RNA of Sporisorium graminicola, 3441 nucleotides long. RefSeq lists its product as uncharacterized. Gene Ontology annotation, molecular function: protein binding. The transcript has a single exon. NCBI's taxonomy places the organism in Eukaryota, Fungi, Basidiomycota, Ustilaginomycetes, Ustilaginales, Ustilaginaceae. The coding region runs from base 1 to 3441 and encodes 1146 amino acids. The record is from RefSeq and is a predicted model, not a curated record.
AUGGCGACACCCGCCUCGUCGGCAUACGCCUUCCAUCACCGCUUUGAUGCUGUGCCGGACAAGCACUCCGCGAUCGCCAACGGAAACCCUGCUGAUGCACCCAAGCGUGAAGAGCACUUUGAGUACCCUGACCUAGAUGCUGGUCAGUUUUACUCUUCGGCCGCGCCACAUACCGCUACAGCUACAGCACCCGCACCCGCUCCUUCCAAUCUCCCCGACUUUCCAGAGUUCAAGAGCUUCGACUCCAAGUCCGAAUUCUUUUCUGGAAACAACUUUUUCCAGCAGUAUGCGCCUCAGCCCGCGCUCUCGGCUGCCUUGGUCGAGCCUCAGUCUGCACAGAUCGAAGGCAGCCCCGAGCUCGACCAGCUCGAUACAACUGCUAAAUCGGAAGCACAACAAGCAGCGCCAGAAGCACCAGCACCAGCAGCAGCAGCCCCUCGUGACGAGCAGGAGCCCGCACAGCCCGCAUCGCCCCCUCAACCGCAGCAACACGCUCCGGCUCCUGCACCGCAAGUGUCUGCAGAGACAGGCAGAGCAGACGUGAAUGGCAGCGCGGAGUCGCAUUCGCAUCCGCAACAGCACGAGCCGCAGCAGGCCCAUCAAGCUCCUGAGCAGCCACAGCUCGAACGUCACUUUUCCUCGGCCAGCUCCUACGUCCAACAGCCCUCGUCGCACACCGUCAGCCACGACUCGCAAGCCCCUUCCCAUCACUCGCAUACCAGCCAGCGCAGUCCGCUCCCCAAGCCUCCGUCAAUGCCCAACUCUCCGCCCACGCAGCACAUACAGACAAAUGGAGUUGGAUAUCAACAUAACAUGCCGCCACGCAGCCCUCCAGCUCCCGCAUUUGCCUUCCCUGGGCAGACAGCCCCAGCCACAGGAUCAUCACAGUUGCAAUCAGCCGCAUCACCGCACAGGCCGCUUCCUCAGCCUUCUGCCGAUGCUCUUCCCAUGGCUGGCCUUAAUAUCAACGGAGCAGAGCGUCCCACCGAUCAGCAGCCACCCGCCCAACCCGCCAACAAUCGCGACGAGAGCGGCGACCGAAUCCGACCGAGCAGCUUUUUCGGUAUGCAGAGGCCUGCUGCUGCGCUUAACGCUGCCGGCCAACAAGUGCCAGUCCCUGCCAGCAUGCUCGCGGACGACGACGGCUUCUACCAGGACCAGCAGCAUCUCAGUCAGACCAACGGCCAACCUCAGCCUCAGCAGCGCAACCUGCAAGACAUGCAACAGGCCCCUCGCCCCUCGUCCUUCUUUGGUGCAGAGGGCGAGCUGGCAUCCAAUGGCGCCCCAGAGUCCUUGUCCAACUCCAGCCACGCACGCGAUGCGAGUGCACCUGGAACGCGCCGCUCUUCCAUCCAUCGCGCAGAGUCGACGCUUCGUGGCAUCUCAACCGCUGCUGGUGGCACAGGAAACGGUCCCAUGCCGACCUCGGGUGGCUUCGGAGGCCUUGGUCCCGCGGGCGCAACGCGUCCUGCUAGCAUUGCUCCAUCGGUAGCGAGCGGGCCGUUGCUCGACCACAGCCAUCUCAAGGUCGGCCAAAAAGCAUCUUUGCUCAGCCACGGAAAGACGCUCGAGCUCUACCGCCAAAAUGCAAAGAAGACCAACGACCCUAACCUCAUCUACGAGCUCGCCGUCUUUAUGGUCGACGCCGCUAAGACUAUGGGCACUGACGAAGACGGAACUGGACCCGUCACAGCCGUCAACGGCCCCAACAAGAUCGACACGCAGAAGGAAGAGCUCAUGAAGGAGGCCACCGGCCUGCUCAAGAAAAUCGCCGAUCGAGGCCACCCGGACGCGCAGUACUUCCUGGCCGACUGCUACGCAAACGGCAUCGGCACGCGCACGGGCAAGCAAGACUUUGGGCAAGCCUACACCUACUUUGUCCUCGCUGCGAAGCACGGCCAUCCCGAUGCUGCCUACCGCGCAGGCACCUGCUACGAGAAGGGCUGGGGCUGCCGCAAGGACACGGGCAAGGCGCUCCAGUUCUAUCGCAAGUCGGCCGCCCAGAGCCAUCCAGGUGCCAUGUACCGCCUCGCUACUGCUGAGCUCAAUGGCGAACUUGGCCUCAAGAAGAACGCCAAGGAGGGCGUCAAGUGGCUCAAGCGCUCCGCCGAAGCUGCCACUCCCGAGUUCCCACACGCGCUUCACGAGCUCGCGCUGCUUCACGAGCGUGGCAUCGACAACGUACUCUUUGUCGACCCCGAGUACAGCUGCGAGCUGCUCGCGCAGGCGGGCGAGUUGGGAUACGCACCCAGCGCCUACAAGCUCGGCGUCAACUACGAGUACGGACGCAUGGGCUGCCCGCAGGACGGAGGUCUCAGCAUCCACAUGUACAACAUCGCCGCCCAGCAGAACCACAAGGAGGCCUGCUUUGCGCUCACCGCCUGGUACCUGGUGGGUGCGCCGGGCAUCUUGCCUCAGUCGGACACCGAGGCCUACCUGUGGGCCAAAAAGGCAGCCGAGCAGGGUCUUGCCAAGGCGGAAUACGCCGUGGGCUACUUUACAGAGAUGGGCAUCGGCACUGUCAAGGACCUCGCCGAGGCCAGAGCGUGGUACCAGAGGGCAGCCGAUCACGGUGACAAGCGUGCCAACCAGCGCGUGGCCGCGCUUCAAGGUCAAGGUCAAGGGCAAGGUCGGGGCGGCCCAACUAGCCUUGCUGGUGUUGGCGCAGCACAGCCGCCCAUCAAUCGACAGCAGCAGCGCAUGGAGCAGAAGCAAGAGCAGCGCGAGAGCAUGCACGAGUUUGGACGACGCGCUCAGCCCACUUCGGCGCCCUUCCCGGGCAGCUUCACGCAGAGCUCGAUGGCGCCGAGCACGCAGAUGAGCUAUCCGUCGCCGCUCGCCAUGCGAGAAGCGCAGACGGCGCAGCGAGAGCAGCAGUAUAUGGCUAAUGUGGCCGCCAACGAGCGGGCCCAGGCACGCGCCAUGCUGCGACAUUCGCCAUCGCAGGCCGAAUUAGGCUCACCCAUGUCUGCUGGUGCUUCGCCCGUGAUCGGCUUGCCUCGUCCACCAUCCAUCAUGCCGCAGCAGCAUCCACAGUACCAGCCGCAGCAGCAUCAGCAGUAUCAGCAGUAUCAGCCACAGCAGGCGCCUUUUCAGGUUGCGCAACCGCCCCGACAAGGCUCUCCAUCGUCGCAGCCACCCAUGCCGUUCUCGCAGCAACAGGCGUACCCUUCCUAUCCCAUGAGCGCCAGCACGGCUCCUCCGCAGCCGGCUGCCAACGGGGCGGUGCACGCGCACAACCCCAUGUUCCCACCUGCACACGGUCCUCACUACACUUCUCAUCCCGGUAUGGGAGCUGGUCCCGGUCCUGGACUCGGUCCCGCCGGCCCUGGCAGUCCUACCAUGGGUGGUGCUCCGACUAGCACGUCGCCACCUGCCAAGGCUGACUUGGGCAAGGACGAUGACAAGAAAAAGAAGAAGGGUUGGUUCGGCCGAUCGUAG